Rubroshorea leprosula is the source of this 1513-nucleotide messenger RNA. Lineage: Eukaryota; Viridiplantae; Streptophyta; Magnoliopsida; Malvales; Dipterocarpaceae. The record is from the annotation of a GenBank genome assembly.
CCAUUCUCUCUUUCUGAAAACCCUAGAACUAGAAGUUCCAAAUCCUUACAAUAAUCAAGCCAUCUCCUUUUUCUCUACUCAAUUAAUUGCUUUUCCGUUCCGAGCAUCAUCGGAAACGAUCGUCGCGAGUUUUUGAAUUCAAGGGUUUAUUAGCACUGCAACAUUCUGCAACAUCUUCAUCUCAUAGUAGCAUGAGCACUCAGGAGUUGAGAGGGCCUCCUCUUAGAGGAUUUCGAAGGAGGAGGAAUUUACCAGAUCUAAAUAUUCCACCAACUGAAAGCAGGGAUCAGGGGGGUUCUUCAACUCAGAAUUUGUUUCAGGAGGUGCAAACUAGCCAGCCAGCGCAGCCUGUGCAACUAGCUCUGAUCGAUGUUGAGGCUAUUGAUGAUGAUGUUAUUGAAUCAUCCCCUAGAUCCUUUGCUGAAGCUAAAAACAAUUCUAGGAGAAGCUGUGGAGGUAAUAUUAUAGUUGAUCUUGAUUCGGAUAGAACCACAAUUCUAGAUUCAGGAAGAAUAAGCGAUAAUAAUCGUCCCAGGCGCAGAAGAAUUCCUACAAGUCACCCUGUAAUUAAUUGCAAACAAUACAUAAAUUUGGAAAGCAGUAUACAAUCUAAGACACAAAAUGUUGCAGAGCCUCCUGUACCUCCAAAAGAGCCAACAUUCACUUGUCCAAUUUGCUUGGGUUCAUUAGUCGAAGAAAUGUCAACGAGGUGUGGUCACAUUUUCUGCAAGAGCUGCAUUAAGGCUGCACUUGCUGUGCAGGCUAAAUGCCCUACUUGUAGGAAAAGGGUCACUGUGAAGGAACUUAUUAGGGUCUUCCUUCCAUCAACCGGUGCAAGAUGAGGUUUGUGCCCAGCAACUAGUUGUGUGAGUCUGCUCAAGGGCAGCUAGUUGUGUGAGUCUGCUCGAGUAUUUUUUUAUUCCUUUUGAAAUUUCUAAUUUGGAAAGUAGAUGUCAAGUUGUGAAAGUGAGUCUAUUUGGGCAUUUUUUUUGGCCUUCAAGUCUAUUUGGACAUUGAUAUCCAAUAUGCAUGACAGAUGCUUUUGUGUGUCGGAAGUUCCUAAACCACUCUUAGAAAUUAUCUGUUUAAAUUGUUGGCUAAAGAAUUGUAAGUUUAAUUAAACAUUGUAUGGAUAGCUUGAAGAAGUAAAAACUAGAAAGGGGUGGAUGUUUAUUGCUCCUAUAGUGCAUUUAAUUUUGAAUUAUUACGAAAACAUUUCAAUUGUUAAAAACUUUAUUUGCCAUUCAUAAUGAAUGGAAAUUGGAGCUUUGGUUUCUUUGUUAGCUAAUUAUACUUUACCCUCAUAUAGAAGUAACAUCUAUGAUGAUAUAUCUGUCUUCUUUUUCUGGAUAAUGCAUGUGGACGUUGAUUCUGUAUGCAACUCAUGUUAUGGUUUCACCUAAUGCAUUCCAUUAGAUCAAUUGUUCACUACGUUCCAGUACAAUAUUUUCACUUUUUGGCCAACUUUGCUGAAACUCUGGACUUACCAAUCAUUGAGUAACCACCGUGGAAG